CCUUCAUUCUCAUCAAAAACCAAAAUCAUAUCCUAUAAUUUUGAGUAGCAAAUAUGAGUUCCAAAGUGCUUCUUCUCCUCGGCCUUGUCUUGGCUGUGGCUCUUCUCAUCUCUUCAGAUGUAGCUUCAGCUAGAGAGCUUGCUUCCGUUAAUCCUUCGGAGGAAACCGAUGGGCGCAGCGGAUACGAUCGGGGCGGACAUGUCGGAGGAGGAUACGGUGGCCGUGGAGGCGGAUACAGAGGUGGAGGAGGUCACGGAGGCCGUGGAGGCGGAUACGGAGGCGGACGUGGAGACAGAGGAGGGAAGUGCCCCAAUCCACACGGGUGCUGAGGGAAGAUCGGUUACCGAUGCUGCAGCUAUGGCGCCGAGCCUCACAACUAAGCACUUGUACUACUUUGUAUCUAAAAAACGCCAUCAAUAAAAUGCAUUGGUAUAUUUGUAUCUCA
Molecule: messenger RNA, 445 nt
Organism: Salvia hispanica
Lineage: Eukaryota; Viridiplantae; Streptophyta; Magnoliopsida; Lamiales; Lamiaceae
Source: RefSeq, a predicted model, not a curated record